AUGGGUCUGGACACGAAUCGACCCCCUCUCCCGGCACCUACAGAACCCUCGACUCUCGACUCGGCAGACGACUCCAACCUUCGAGACGACGUCUACACAAACGUCUCCACGCGCACAGACAAGACCUCGUUUUCCAUCCCAGAAGACGGCACCCCGGUGACUAUCAACACCACCAAGCAGCCCCAGGGCACCAUCCACAAAAGAUACCCCUCGCAGACCUCGCUGCUCAUCGAGUACUUUGAAGGCGGCAAGACCGAGGGCAAAGCCCACUCGCGCCCCAGCGUUCGCGUCCGCGUCACCCCAUCGUCUCGCAAAAGCAAGGCCAAGGUCGCAAACGACCACGUCCAAAUCACCCAGACCAACCGCUACACGCGCAAGCCUUCAUACACCCGGCGCAUCUCGCUCGGUAGCAAGCCCCGCGACGAAAUCAUCGACACCCGGACCACCACUGAUUAUUCAGAAGACGGCUCCAACGUAUCCUCUCUCCCACCCGUGGAAAUCGAGCUACUCCCCAACCACAGCGACGUCUCCAGCAACGGCGGCCGCUUUAUCCCCAUGGCUUCAGACGUCUCUUCCAUGCCUACUGACAGCAUGUUGGGAGGAAAACCAGAAAUCCUGCCUCCAGGACGGCGCAGAAGCCGAAGCUUGGAGAGGGAAGCUGUUGCCGAGUCCAUGGCCUCUGAGGGUUACGACACACUGAAGGCACCCAAGCAUCAGCGCAGUAGAAGCUUGAGCAAGGAUCGCAUUACACAGCGCGUCAUGGAGAAGCUACAACAACAGACAGGAGACGGCGGGACCUCCAAAUCAAAAGAGAGCUCCUCAAAGUCGAGGGAUACCAUCAAGAUCAGUAAAGACGAGCUGACUUCACCCCGCAAAUCGCACCGAAGAAGAAGCAGGGACACGGAAGAAGUAAGCGCCAUCAGCGGCACCGAAUCCAGUCUUCUCUCUUCCAACGCCGAUCGUCGAUCUGGCAUUGCGCAUUCAACCCGCUCCGGCGUGUCUGGAGCCUCGUCCAUCAACAAUCCCAAGUUGCUCGCAACGGUAGAGGAUGCAAUCAAGCGUCUCAUUCUUCCAGAGUUGAAUGCUCUGAAAGAAGAAAACCGCACUUCAAGAAAUCGAGACAAGUUCGAGACCACUCGCAAUAGUGGUGCUACGUACGACACAAUCGAUUCUACCAGCUCCCGCGAGCCGUCCAGGCGUCGUGUCUCAAAGUCUUCCAGCGCGCCUAAACUGCACGGCAACAAGCCAAAAGUCGUCCUGAAUCGUGACGGCGAAGAUCCAGGAACCAUCCUUUCUGGUGGUUCCAGCCGCAAGGGUGAGCGGCGAUCGAGCCGAGGCUCCAUCUCUGACCGGAGCUAUGCUGAGUCGACGACUCGCGAAGAAAAGACGACCCAUCGGAGAAAGAGCAGCAAAGACAAAGAAAGCACGUCUGCACGAGAUGCUGCGUUAGCUCUCGUCGCAGGAGCUGGCCUGACAACCGCCGCUCUGAAGCACCACACAUCACGCGAAGAGAAGGAAGAGGAGCGCAAGCACAGGAAGCAUCGCUCAUCUCACAGCAGUAGAAGUCGUUCUGCGAGCAUAGCUGAGAGCGUGGAGGAGAAGAGCUAUGUGAAGCAGCGUGUACCGCCUCUGCCCUUCAAUCACAGCGAACUGCAAGGCUCAGAAAUGACUCGAGAUUCAAUCUUGUCGGCCGAAACCGAGACGAAAGAAAGACCGAGCUCACGGUCGUCCAGGAGCACUGGUGUCGAGACACCUCUACAACAAGUGCCUCGUGGCUUCAUUUCGCCAUCUCCCUUGUCGCCAUCCCCUCUCUCGCCGACGCGAAGUCCUAACACGUUACAGCGGAGUUUCGGAACAGCUCAUAGCAAUCACUCAACAGGCGAGGUCCGCCUGAGUACUCCAAAGAGUGAUCGCAGCUACUCUUCCCGCACUAGAGAGGUUAGUAAGGUCAGCCGAGAAGCUGCAGCCAAAGCCAAAGCUCGUGCUAUCGAACGUUUCGAGCCUCAGGCAUCUCAGUAUGAGAUUGAAAGCGAGACACCGACCCGCGGCGUGAGCCCUAUUCAAAGUGAGGCUAGUUACCGCGGGGGCCUAGCUUCUGGCUCGCCACGACAUCUUCGAAGUGCUCAUAGUGGAGCAUCUGUAUCUUCUCUUGGCCAACAAGUUGAACGACCGCAGUCUAACCUCUCUAUUGCGUCUUUUGAAUCGACGCCUAGCACCAAGGCGGCGCGAACCCGUAAGCGACCACAAGGCGUCACCCUCGAGAGCAAGAGAUCCGUUCUGGGCGAACCGGACACUCCUCGAGAUACAGAAGAAUUCUUCGAAAAGAACCAUGAGCAAAAUGAGAUGUACCGAAGAGAGCUAGAAGAUAGCGAAGUAGCAUCGCCUGUCAACCACCGUCUCACCAAUUACACGGACGACAGCGCUGAAGGCAUGUAUCUUGAUCGCGAGGAGAAGAUGGAUCUCCAGGAUCUUCAGAGGGUUGGCUCGAUCCCAGAAUAUGUACAUACGCCACUCGCAGUCGAGUCCGCGGUUGCCUCUCUUCACGAUCCAUCCAGCAUCAGCGUCCGAUCAUCGGGAGUGUCGAGUCCGCUGAAGAAGAGCCAUCUAUCACAAGUAAGCCCUAGUCCAGCAAGCUAUACCGUGCAGACAGAUCAGGUACCCAGCCGCGAGCGAUGGGGUGCUAUUCGAGAUCAGGCCGAAGCCCUAGUUCAGCAGGCGCACACUGAGAAUUCACCGAGACAAAGCAUUGCAGAGUCCAUCGACGAAACACCUCAGAUGCACCACAGUGCAUUCCCAGCAGAUCAUGAUGAGAUGAUGCCUGAGAUUGGAUAUGGUGUGGACGAUGACUCUGAUGUCACCACAAACCCGUCCAUCAUCCAGGGACCGCUCGGCGGAGGAGACGGAUACCACGACCAAACCGAUGAAUUGUUUCUCAGACAAGAAGAACGGGAGCGUACGCCUACUUCCACUAGCAAAGGUGCUGCCAUUGGGGUAGGAGCUGGAGCUGCUGCCAUUGCCGCUGCCGCGGCUCACCACCUGCACAAUCAGAGUCCAGACUCCUAUGACGAGCGACACUCAUAUGACGAGCGACACCAGGCCACCGUGGAGGAAGAUUAUGAUCGCCCUCAUACAGGUGAGCCCCAAUACGAGCAGCCAGGCUACGCACAGAGCAAUCGCACUCCAUUGUCUCAGGGCCCCUCCGGCUGGAAAGACGAGGGUUACCAGUCGGCUAACCAACGUGAAGCCUACACGCCUCAGAACCGCAAUCACCCAAAGCUCUUUGACGAUGAUGGCUUUGGUGAGGAUUACGAUGAGACGGAUGACCUGUUUGCUGCUAAUACCAAACAUAACCGACACGCUAGUGGUAACUCUCACGGCAUGGCGUCUCCUCUAUACGACGCGGCUACGGGCAAGGGCCUCGAUCGCAUUCAGUCAAAGGAUAUCGUGGCCCUCAUGGACCAUCUCACCGUCAGGGACGCACAGCGUAAUGCACGCGACACCGAGAUUUUGGUCACACUGGUUCGAAGUGCGGCUGAGAUGCGCAACCAGCUGGAUGAGAUGAAGCAGUUCAUCAAGACUCAAGAUAACAUGAUCGUGCAAACCACAGACAAACGCGUCGGUCUGGCUGAGCAGCGGAUACUAGGCGGUCCUCGUCCACAGCCUCUGGGAUCACCACGCGUCAACCGGUCAUCGUCAGAUGACAUUGACGUGGAGGCUAAGAAGAAGAAUGUCUUCAAACGUGCAUUGAAGGGGUUGAGUUUGAAGGGUGACAGCGACAUGAAGAACAUCGAAGCCAUGUUGGUCCAGCUACUCGGCGAAGUUGAAGGCUUGAAGCAUGUUCAUCAGCUAUCCCUAGAUCAGCAGAACAGAUCAAACAGUCUCACCUCAUACGAAAACCUGCGAGCGAGCGGCGACGCUGGCUAUGAGCCGGAAGGUCGUGCCAACACUGCCUCGUCGCCAAAUCAGUCCGGCUACCUCUCAAACCCAGCUUCGUCGGGUCGACGUAUCCAGGACCUACACUCUGGCUACGACGUCAUGCCAACUAACCGUAUAAGCACGGUAGAAGAAGUCAGUGAUGAGGAAUACGAUGAGCGUGACGCACGAUACGAGAACACUGAGCGGAUGACCACGCCAACGCAAGAGGCUUUCCAGAACAAGAAUGUGUCACAAGAGACCCCUCCACAAGCGUCGAGAGCCGUUCGAGAUCCGCAGAGCCAGGAGAAUACGCCCAAGCGUAAGCACAAGUCGAACUCAUCGUCUAUUUUCGGCAUUCCCAAGAUCUCAAGAUGGUCAAAGACUACUUCUUCAACCAACCCAGAGAGCCUCCCCCGCAAUAGUGGGUCUGGCGAGAAACGACCCUACUCCACUCACUCCAGGUCCAAUUCACAGGACGAUUACUACGAUGACGAUGAGGAGUUGUACGAGGUGCGCGAUGAUGACAGGCUUCGUUCCAACACAUCGCUAGCAAGGGACGCUCAAGCUUCAAUUCGGUCCGCUCGCUCACCAUCACCACUGAUUCCAGAUGAUCUUCUUGAAUACGAGAUGGAGGACCCGAAAUACCAGGCUCAUCGCAACUCAUUGAACCUGCAACAUCCUCAGCCCCGCCCUGGUCCGACUGGCCGCCAUCAGAGCAACCUGGAAACUCAAGCCCAGAUCUACGAGCCCCUACAAUCUCCAGAUUACGACCAGUGGGGAAGUAUGCCGGCUUUGGCGCGCAACCGUCUCUCCGGUGGGAAUGCAUCUCUAGGCCAGAGCAACAUGUCGCCCAUCUCAUCCGACGGCGGAUACAGCCAACACUCUGCUUCGGAGCAACAACAAGCGGGCCCACCUCGACCGCCCAAGAUCCCAGAUGACGGCCCACUCAUCCCGCCGCCGCAGACGCUUGCAGGCUACGGCCAGACAAGACAAAUGUAUAGCUCCCCGAAUGAGUUUGGCAGCCAGGGUGCUUUGACGCCCUUAGCGCCUAUUGCUGAAGUGAGGUAUUCGCUUGAGACGGAUAGAGGACAUCGCAUCACGCCCACGCCCUCGCCCCACCCUAGCAACCAGCACCUCCACACCAACGCUGCGGCGAACAGCCCGCAACGCAAAAUCACGGGCCCCAGGCCCAUGGGUAGCAGAAGCCCAAGUGGACAGCAGGGUCUCAGCGGCAAUGCAGGGUUACAGCAUCAGGAUACAGUUGUAAGGAGGAAGCCAAUUGCUGCGGAUGAGGAGUCCCUCGAAUCGUACCGCAGCAGCCUCGACUCGGAGAUCUUCUAG
Messenger RNA from Cucurbitaria berberidis CBS 394.84, 5256 nucleotides. RefSeq lists its product as uncharacterized. Gene Ontology annotation, biological process: carbohydrate metabolic process. The transcript has 3 exons. NCBI's taxonomy places the organism in Eukaryota, Fungi, Ascomycota, Dothideomycetes, Pleosporales, Cucurbitariaceae. The record is from RefSeq and is a predicted model, not a curated record. The coding region runs from base 1 to 5256 and encodes 1751 amino acids.